Messenger RNA from Metarhizium acridum CQMa 102, 1638 nucleotides. RefSeq lists its product as uncharacterized. Gene Ontology annotation, biological process: carbohydrate transport; transmembrane transport. The record is from RefSeq and is a predicted model, not a curated record. Gene Ontology annotation, molecular function: carbohydrate:proton symporter activity. NCBI's taxonomy places the organism in Eukaryota, Fungi, Ascomycota, Sordariomycetes, Hypocreales, Clavicipitaceae. Gene Ontology annotation, cellular component: membrane.
AUGGCGGAAAAAAUCCUUCCUGUGGCCAGCGCCCACAUCAACACCGAUGCGAAACAGGUGGAGACAAGAGUGGUUACCGGCGACGAGGCCUUCAACGAAGCACUGUUAAAGGAGCCACCGACGCCCUGGAGCAGGGGCCAGCUUAUGAUUUAUCUCUUCUCUCUGGUUGCCUUCUUCAACAGCACCGUCAACGGCUACGACGGCAGCUUAAUCAACAAUUUGCUUCAGAACCCGUCUUUUAUUGCAAAGUAUAAUGGGUCCAACAGUGGAAUCUGGGCUGGUAUCGUCUCAUCCAUGUACCAGAUUGGCAACAUUGUGGCUCUUCCUUUCCUGGCUCCAGUUUGCGACCACUUUGGCCGGCGGGCUGGCAUGGCUAGCGGUUCCGCUAUCAUCAUCAUCGGCACCAUCAUUCAGGGAACUAGUGAUGCUGCCGGUCAGUUCAUGGGAGGUCGCUUCCUUCUCGGCUUUGGAGCAUCGUUGGUAGCGACCGGUGGCCCCAUGUACGUGGUUGAAGUCAAUCAUCCUGCGUAUCGUGGUGUCGUUGGCGCAAUGUACAACACCCUGUGGUUCUCGGGAUCAAUUCUUUCAUCGGGAGCAGCGCGAGGGGCUGCAAACGUCGGUGGCGACUAUUCAUGGCGUCUAAUUACUUGGCUCCAGAUUCUCUUCCCGUCUCUCGUCCUAAUCUUCUCCUUUAUACUCCCGGAGUCCCCAAGAUGGCUCUACGUUCACAACAGAAAGGAAAAAGCCAAGGCCAUGCUCGUCAAAUACCACGGAAACGGAAACGAGAGCUCCCCGUGGGUAAGUCUCCAACUUCGUGAAUACGAAGAAUGCCUAAACAUGGACGGCGCCGACAAGCGCUGGUGGGAUUACCGUGUUCUCUUCAGAAAGGGAAACUUUUACCGCCUAUGCUGUAACUUGAUCGUCUCCGGCUUUGCGCAACUUGCCGGCAACGCCGUGCUGUCCUACUUUCUGGGCUCCGUCCUCGACUCGGCCGGUUACACAUCGUACCUUGCCCAGGUGAAUAUUACGCUCGUAAACAACUGUGUGCAGUUUUUAUGCGCCAUGUGCGGAGCACUGUUGGUUGACAGGGUUGGUCGGCGGCCGCUGCUGCUUUUCGCCUUUACUUCGUGCACAGUUGUGUGGCUGGGCAUGACGAUUGCGACGUCGCAGUUUGCCGCGUCGUACGCGGGCAAGGAUGCUGGCGGUGCAUAUGUGUAUACGAAUGGGGCCGCCAGUAAAGCCGCGCUGGCUAUGAUUUUCUUAUUCGGCGCUGCGUUCUCGAUUGGUAUCACGCCAAUACAGGGACUGUACGUUGUUGAGGUUUUGAGUUUUGAGAUGAGAGCCAAGGGCAUGGCCAUGUCGAAUUUAGCGGUCAAUCUUGCCGGCUUACUCAACCAGUACGCUUGGUCAGUAUCCAUGAAGAAUAUUGGAUGGAAGACAUACAUUAUCUUCACAGUCUGGGACGCAAUUUCCGUCAUAAUUAUUUACUUUACAUUGCCCGAAACAAAGGGUAGAACCCUCGAAGAGUUGGAUCACAUCUUUGCAGCAGAGAAUCCUGUCAAGGCGUCCACAUCAAAGAAGGAGAUUCUAGUCAGCCGGGACGGAGAUGUAGUCGAGAUCAAGGAGGCGUCAACUUGA